Molecule: messenger RNA, 4474 nt
Organism: Bombyx mori (domestic silkworm)
Lineage: Eukaryota; Metazoa; Arthropoda; Insecta; Lepidoptera; Bombycidae
Product: monocarboxylate transporter 9
Exons: 7
Coding region: 2850-4472 (540 amino acids)
Biological process (GO): transmembrane transport
Cellular component (GO): membrane
Molecular function (GO): monocarboxylic acid transmembrane transporter activity
Source: RefSeq, a predicted model, not a curated record
ACCUUUGCAUUAGACGCCUUCAGCUCUAACACUAGGAGCAGGCGUAAGGACCCCGGUAGCCGUACUCGUAGAACUCGACAAAGAUGUCGACGUGCAACCUAACCCAUGCAUCAGCUCGCUGAGUUUCUCGCCGGAUCUUCUCAGAGGGUCGCGAUUCCGAUCCGGUAGUAGAUUCAUUCGCGAAGCAGCUGCUCUUGAGUUGUUAAGUCUCCUUCGGCGGCGCUCGGGCAACUGCUAGCAAAUCCCACUCCUCCUGACUGAGGAUUUGCUCACCCACCUGUCCUGGUGAAACUGGAAAGGUCUCCGGGCCACCAGUAAACAAUCACUCAUAAAAAAAAACAAUACUGUUACAUUAAGGCAAACACCAAAACUCCUUAAACACAAAAAUAGCAAAACCAUUUUUCAUUCUUAAUGCUUAAUAAUUCAGGUGAAUAAUCUUAAUUAUCGCCAACUAGGAUUACAAAUUUCUCAGCCAUUAAAAUCACAAAAAAAUUAGUAAUAUGCAAUUAGUAUAUAUCGUGCAGAUAAAACUUUUUCGAAAAAACGUUACAUUUUAAAACUUCUAUCUUGUGUUUUUCGGAAAGAAAUCGUGUCGCAUCUAACCUUCGCAUUUAAUUAGCAGGUAUUUAUAAUUCUAUCAAUUCCUAGAUUAUCCGAAGCCGUAACAUGUAUAGACAAAACGUUCCGAAUUCAACAUUUAUAAGGUCAAAAAUUUAAUCGAAUUAACUGGUUAUCCUUCUAUGUAUGCGGAUGAUGUCCAUUAGUUGACAGUUGUGAGGCCACGAGUACACGGAGUGGGGUCAACUAUCAGUGUGAGUGUUCAUCCAGAUGUUAACGAACUCUAUGAAGAAGAAAAAAAUCUAGUGCAGUGUGAAUUUUGAAUUGUGUAGUAAACAAGAGUGAAUAUAGUCCUAUCGUAAUAUCUGUGCGGGUUUAAUUCACUAUAAUCAGUGCAAAAAAGUCAAAUCACAAAUAAAUACUCUACCUACUAUUUUAAUUGUAGGUUUACAAACGAUUUUUCAUUUUUCAAUAUUCUUAAAGUUGCCCAAUUUUAUUCACAUUACAUAAAUGUUUUAAAUAACUGAUAGCUGUACUGUAACUAGUGUUGGCCUAGUUACAGAACAGCUUAUCAUGCGUUUAUUUACAAUUUACCAGUCAUAAUGUUAAAGAUAAAGAUAAAAGUAACAAAGGUACAAAAACUACUAAUUAGACCAUAAUAAUUUCACUUUUUUUUUAAAUCAUACUAUGUGGUCGCCAUAGCGAAUAGCAUAUGUGCUAGAUAGCCACGUCGAGAUACAUUAUUUGUGACUUAUGAUUGGAUUGUCGAUUUGAAUUUAAAGACAGUCGUCUUUGUAAUGUAUAGGUGAGUGUUAAGCGGUUACCGAAGUAUUUUUGUUCAUUGCUUAGAUGGGUGGAUGAGCUCACAGCCCACCUGGUGUUAAGUGGUUACCGGAGCCAUCUACAUCUGGCAUAGACAUCUACAACGUAAACGCCGCCACCUACCACCUACCACCUACUUGAGAUAUGAGUUCUAAGGUCUCAGUAUAGUUACAACGGCUGCUCCACCCUUCAAACCGAAACGCAUUACUGCUUUACGGCUGAAGUUGGCGGAGUGGUUUUUUAUUUUUUUUAUUGGCCUUGUAGGCAGACGAGCAUACGGCCCACCUGACGGUGAGUGGCUACCGUCGCCCAUGGACUUCGGCCAUGCCAGGGGCAGAGCCAAGCUGCUGCCUCCCGUUAAGUACUCUCCACAAGCCUCGCUUGAAGAAGGAUACGUCAUAGCGCUCGGGAAGCACCAUGGAGUGGAGCUCAUUCCAAAGCCGGAUGGUACAUGGCAAAAAAGAUCUCUGAAAACGCACUGGGGAUGAACACGGGGGCUCCAGGUAGUAUCCAGGUGGUACCUACCCGUGCGAACUCACAAGAGGACCUACCACCAGUUAAGCGAUCACCAGUCUAGAGAUAUGGCAACGUGUUAAUGUGCCAUGGGCCAUGGGCCCUAGUCUCAAUUGUAUUGCACAAGCGCUAUUAUAUUCACUAUACGAAUAGAUACCCUGGCCUAUUUCUGCCGCAAACCUACGGCGGCACAUCUGUUAUAGAACAUAAUUUGGACUAAUUAAAUCACGGUGUAAACGAAAAGAGAACUUGCACCUAAGACUAGUCGACAAUUUCCCAAGACCUAUUAAAAUAAAAUAAUCAUAUUAUGAAAUUGUAUUUAGAAUAGAUAGAGAAUCGAAUGACAUGCUAUGUUUAUUUUAAAAUGUAAUCUUAGAUCAAUUCAAACUCUGAGCUCGGAAAAUUCCACAUAUUUGGAACACAUGCUUGAACACCAUUUACUGUAUUUGAACAACAUUAUCAGUAUUAAGACGUUAUUUUUAUCAAGAUAUAAAAAUAUGUAAAACAGAACUGAACUGCAUUACUCUUCUGCGUUAUUUCAUUAUAAAUAAGUCAAGUCCGUAAUAUUCAAUAGGCUCCAAGCGACAGAAUAGGAUCAUAAAAAUCGACAGCCACACCGAAAAGUUAAUGAACUUUUAAAGAAAUAAUAAUAAAACAUCGAAAACAAACAAAUAUAACGAUUAUUUCCAGACAUUCGCAUUUUUAUAACGUCAUAAAAUGUAGUUGAUAGCGCCUUAUUAUACUCACUUGUAGUAGUCGAAAUGAUAAGACACAGAAUUCACUAAAUAAAAGUUCAUUUGUGUUGUUGCUGACAAAGGGCGUUAACGUAUGUUUAAAAUAUUAUUUUAUAAAUGACGACAUACCUAACAGAGUACUAAAUAAAAUGUGGAAUUACAGUGAUUUUUGUUUAAUGUGUAUUUUAAUGACGUUAUCUGAAGAGUUGUAAAUGUACCAAGAUGUCUAACGCACCUGCGUACAAGGUGCCUCCAGACGGAGGAUACGGAUGGGUCAUCACAUUCGCGUAUGCUUUGAAUAAUGUAGUCGUUCUACCCCUCAUUAGUAGCUUCGGUCUGGUGUUCCAAGAAGCGUUUGAUGAGACGGGUUUGACUCCUACGCAAGGGACCUUAGUUAUAAUACUCAAUCAUAGUAUUGGAAUGUUGUUGUCGUUCUUUGGAGGACCAUUACUACGACGGUUUGGAUACCGAAAAGUAGCUGCCGUCGGGGCUAUACUUAUCUCUGCUGGACUCAUAUUAACGAGUUUAGCAUCUAGUUUCUGGGUCUUCAUUUUAUCGUACAGUAUUCUAAAUUCAAUGGGUGUAGCUUCAGUAAUGGCUGCAUUCACAUUAGCAAUUAAUUCGUUCUUCAAGGAAAAACGAAGUAGAGCAAUCGGUGUCGGCAUGUCAGUCACAGGACUUGGAGCAAUUUACAUGCCACUGCUCAUGAGUACUCUCAUUUACGCGUACGGUUGGCGAUAUGCUGUAUUAAUAUUGAGUGCAAUUUGUCUUCACUCACUUUUAGCGGCAUGUCUGCUAAGGCCUGCGAAAUGGUACUUAAAAGACCCACCGCUCUCGGAAGAGCUUGUACCUCUAAACAAAGAGACUGAUGUUGAACUUGUCAACGGUAGCAUUACGUCUUCAUUAAAAGGAAUAGCUUCUUUGCAUAUGAAUGAUACGAAAGAAAACGGUGGAAUUCCAAUGAAAAGUUUUUCUAUGGGAUCACUGAACAGUAACUCAAGUUUGCAGUCAAGAAAUGCUGUAUCGCACCCUGAUGUGCGUCCAAAGCAAAACGAAACACCACUAGCACAGGCGCGUUACAAAUGGUGGGAAUCACAAGAAGUAAAUCUUGGGAGCUCCAUAAAUAUUUUCAAUGAAAUCAUUGAGAAUAAGAAACAUAAAGAAGUCGAUGUGUUGACGACAGAGGAAAAAGAGAAAAAAGGCUUUUUACAAAAUUUCGUCGAUUUCUUUGAUUUAACACUUUUAAAAGAUCCAAUAUUUGUUAGUAUUCUAAUUGGUCUCUCAGUAGCUGCUUGCGUUGAAACAAACUUUUCUCUGCUCUUACCAAUUAUUCUUAAAGAUAUGUUAAAAUUCGAAACAAGCGAAAUAGCUCAGAUUAUGUCUAUCAUAGGUUUCUCAGACACACUGUUUCGACUGGUAGCACCUUUUAUUGGAGAGUGGUGGAAUAAAUCUCCCAGAGUUAUGUACAUGGUUAGUUUGACGCUAGUAAUUAUCAUCAGAACUAUAAUGCUUUUCACGCAUUCUUAUUUAGGAAUGGUUUUCGUGGCAGUAGCCAUGGGAUUUACAAAAGGAAUACGUACUGUUUACAUGAAUUUGAUAAUCCCUUGCUACGUUCCACUGGAGAGACUGCCAUUUGCUUCUGGGAUACAAAUGUUUUUCAAUGGCAUUAUCAUCGCUUCAAUCGGAUCGUUACUAGGUCGCAUUCGUGAAUCUUCAGGAACCUACAUUAUGCCUAUAAUUGUAUUAAACAUAGUCACACUUUUAACUAUAAUUCUAUGGAACUGUGAAUUCUUGUAUCUAAGAAUAAAAAAUAAAAAUCAAAAGGACAACCAACUUGAGGCUUAAAA